This is a messenger RNA of Symbiodinium sp. CCMP2592, 1251 nucleotides long. The record is from the annotation of a GenBank genome assembly. NCBI's taxonomy places the organism in Eukaryota, Dinophyceae, Suessiales, Symbiodiniaceae.
AUGCCGACCGCUGCAGAAGAGAAGACGGCGGGCAGAAUCAUGAAGAUUCAGCCGGCAGAAGCCGACUCCGACAUGCCACCGGCACGGUUCUUGGAACCCGAGACGGGCACCCUGGCCGCUUCUGAUGAUCCCAAGGCCUCCGCCCCGUCUCCGCCGUCGGCUGCGUGGAGUGAUAUCGUGGCGUUCCUUGAUAAUCCGGAACCGGCCAUGGCAGCUGCUUUUUCGUCUCUGCCGACUUCUGAUCUGCUCCGUCUCAGUGCGGGUACUUUGUCUGCCAUUUCCGCCAGGCUGGCCUGGUACGAUGGCAGCACCGCCCCCGCUCUGCCUCCGGUCAUUCCGACCCCGCCUCCUUCUGUUGGAGGUCGCACGGGUCCGCCGGUGAAGGAGCCUCCCGCCAAAGGCGCAAGUCAGGCAGCAGGUCCGAUUCCGCAGCAAAAGGCCUGCCCUUUGCCGCAUCCCAAGCUGAACGCCCCGCCGGCCGCUCCCGUCCGCGCCAACCCUUUGGCGGACGUUGCUUCCGGUAGCAGUCGCACCCGCAGCUGCCGGGUGGGCCGCACAGCUCGACCCACGCAGUCUGCCUCCGGACACCUACCGGUGGGUCGAUGUCACUCCGCGUCUGCCACCGCAGCUCAGCUCUUCUCCCUGGAGCUCCAGGGAGGGUUGGCAGAUCCGCGUGAACACUCCGACAACCGCCGGAGUGUGGCACAGGCCGAAUUGGCGGCCUUUUCCGGAUCUGUUUUGUCUGCGUCCGGUUACUGCACCCACAUCUGCACCCGCCUGGCCACGAAUUCCCAGGGCAACAGGUGCCUCGGUGAGCCAUCUGUCCGUCUCCGCUUCCGCUCUGCGUCCGAUGCCGUAAGUGCUCGGCUGCUGGGCUGCCUCUGGUCACGGCCUGCCCCCCUUUUUUCAAGCAUCCGUAAUCGAGGGCGUGCCUCUGGUUCCCCUCUUCCUUCUGCGGCGCAACCGGGACGUCGGUCUCGGAAGCGGCGUCAGCGACAGAAGUCGGCGACCGCAGCGGAGCCGGGCCGGGAGCGGAGCCCUCUGCAGGACGCAGAGGGUGCGAUUCCGAGGUGGAGUCAGAAGGAGAGGGCUCGCAGGGCCGGCGGUCCGCAACGGGAGCAGAUGAAGCCGUCAUCGCAGGCGGACAAAAGGAGAGGACGAGAAGGGGGCACGGCAGACGUGAGCAAGACGGCUGCGGCAGAAAACACGUCCCUCAAGAGCAGAAGCAACUGCAAGUACAGACAGACCUGA